UUAAUGAAACCGCCCCUCCAGGCAGCGUUUUACAUUAUAACCGCGCCUCUAGGAAGCGUUUUUAAUUUUCAGAAAAAAACGUUUCUGGAAGGCGCGGUUAUAGGCUAACCCUACCACAAAACGCUUCAAGGGGAGCGUUUAAAUGUCGGCAUUACAAACCGCCUCCCCAAGCGGCGGUUUACAAUGUCAGGACAUAAACUGCUGCCCCAAGGCGCGGUUUGUGCCUGGUCACCCGACAGCCAACAUGUCGGACAUGUCGGCAUGCAGGGGGUAGGGCUGGAUGGCAGACCUAAAACCGCUCCCCCCCCCCCCCAGCGGUUUUGCUGCAAAAUUUGCCUAUAAAAGGCGGUUUCAGAGAACUCAAUUCUUCACACCUCCUCCUCUUCCUUCUUAAAAUUUCAGCUUUAAAUUAUUUAGUUUUUGCGAUUAACGUUAAUUCGUAAGUUUGUUUCGUAAUUACUUUUCAUUGUCCUUUGUGAUUUUAUGUUAGUAACUUAAUUACUUUUCAUUGUCCUUUGUGAUUUUAUGUUAGUAACUUAAUUACUUUUCAUUGUCAUUUGUGAUUUUAUGUUAGUAACUUAAUUACUUUUCAUUGCCAUUUGUGAUUUUGUGUUAGUAACUUAAUUACUUUUCAUUGUCCUUUGUGAUGUUAUGUUAGUAACUUGUAUUACUUUUCAUUGCAGAUGACAUUCCAAAGGUUCACGCUUGGGUUGCAGUGGAAUGGUUACACGGAAGAGACCGAAAAGGGUGUAAGUUACGUCGGUGGCAAUUUUUAUAAAAUGAAGGUCCGUACGAGACCGAUGCUUGAAGAGCUCCAUCAAAUGUGCACUCAGAUUACCUGCAUGGAUGGCACUAGAAGAGUUGAUCGAAUGGUGUAUCGAUAUCCAAACAGACAUGACGGGUCGCUCAGGAAUGAGGAAUUCCUCCUUACCACUCAGGAGGACGUUGAUGCCAUGGUCCAAUUUUUGACCACCAAUAAAAUUAAGCAAGCGGAGAUGUUCGUUUACACCGAGGUCGUCGAAGGCAGUGUAGGUCAUUCUGGAGAUGGCCAAACAUCUGGUAUCCACGGUGGGAGUGUAUUAUACGAAGAUCAUCCCCACCAGGAUUUCCAAGAGUCGAGCUGGAGGCAGGAGUAUCAUCAUGGAACUGGAGGAAGUCAUCAAUCCUUCCCUUCAUAUGAAGAAGAAGCUCAACAGGCGGAUUAUAACCAACAAGCAGGCUACCAGUACCCACCCGAGUACAACUUCUAUCAAAGCGGUGUUAGUUACCACAACUACCAUUACGGAGCUAGUGAAGGUGAAGGUGCCUUUCAUGCUGAUAAUCAGAUGGAAGAAGAGGUCAAUCCAAGUCCAGUUAGUGACCCUGAGGUUGAAGAAGAGGAAGGCGAAGUAAGUGCAGACAGCGACGAUCCGCUGGAAGGUGCUGAUGAUUCCAGUCCAGAUUCAGACGCAGAUGGUGAUGAGGUAGCUCACGACCGUGUACCUAUUCCAUACUACAUAAAUCAUUAGUAUAUAAAUUAAAUAAAUCAUUAUAACAAUAACAACAAUUGGGGAAAAUGAGUACGUACCAUUUGAUAAUCAUAAUAAAAAAGGCCCUCUUCUUGAGCGAAAUCGGCCAUUCUCUCGGAAUCCGGACAGAGGUUCGACGGUUUUUUAGUGAAAACCAAAGAAAAUUUUUUUUGGAGGCAGAUCAGACUUAGCCACAACCAACAAAAAAACUAAAUCUAAGGUUUUUGGGUGGGGAGGGGGGUGGGUAGAGAGAAGUUAGAGGGAGAGGGGGGGGGGAUGUGGUUGGUGUGCAGAAAAAUGAAGGGGAGGGGGGGUUUUAUAGGUGAGAAACCACGUGGGGGAGGGCCGGUUCAGUCAUUUUACCCCACCGAAAACCGCGCCUCCAACAUGCGGUUUGCGUUUCCCAACAGUCAAACCGCGCCUCGAGGGAGCGGUUUCCUUGGGCGACGCGGAUCGCUGAGUUGGCACGCGAUUUGGCCGUCAGAUCGCUCCUCGAACGGGCGGUUUGAUUCACCGCCACGUGGCCACGCGGUUUGACAGCCAUGCAAGGUCAAACCGCGCCUUGGAGGCGCGUUUUGUUCUAUAACCGCUGCCUGGAGGCGCGGUUUUAUUAAAAACCGCUCAUUAAAUGCGCGGUUUUAUAUAAACGAUGAUAUUUUUGGAAAUUAUUUGCAGUGGGUGGUAUUUUUAUAAAUUUUUUUAAACAGUGGUAGUUUUGAAUUUUUUCCUGGAUUGAGGCCCCAAUGUUUUUGAGACACUAUUCCACAGGACAUGUUGGCACGUGCAUGCACUGACAUUAGUAGUAAAAACUAUCAAACAAUAUCAUUCUUUGUGUAUCCUAUUAAAUAAUUACUCAUGAUUUGAUAAUUCUUUCGCUUUUUAAUGGUGUUCUUUGUCAAAAAUCGUUUAAAGCCAAUAAUUCAUGUUGUUGGGAGAGGGUCGGUAAUGAAUCUUUUACAAUUUAUUACCAAACACCCCUCAAACAAAAGUCAAUUAUACGAGCUUGAAUUUGCAUGGCUCUGAAUAUCAUGUGCUUAACAAAUAAGGUCGUCAGGAUUCGAACACAAGAACUUUCGAUCAUCAUAGGUUCUAACAACAUUUAUGACGACAUUAAUUAUGUUGUAUUAUGUACUAUUGAAAUAUUUUUUAGAUAAAAUUGCUAUAUCCUGAUGAAAACAUGUUAUUGAUAUUUAAUAAGUACAACUUUGAUUUUGAUUAGAUCAUAUACACGCACCAUUAUCGUGUUUACGUGGUUGGUUAAAAAAAUUUGCAUGUCAAUUAUUUGUAAAUCUUACAUCAAACAUUUAUAAUGUCAAUGAUUCUCAAUUAGAUGUGUCCUAAUUUCACUCGCAAUUAAUUAUUAUACUUAAUUUAUAUAAUUUUCUCUUGAAUCCAGCUCUCCCUCUGUUCCUGAUUAUACUAAGCACGUUUGGAGUCAAAUGACUGAACUACAAACUAAAAAUGCUAAACUGAAGUUAACCAAAACCACAAAAUUUUAACUUAGAUAUUUAAACUAGACUUCCAAAAUAAUCCUCCCCUGAAUUGAAGUCUAUCAAACAAAGAGCUUCAGUUCAUCACACCAUCUUCGCCUUGACUUUUCUUCAACUUCAAGAGAUUACAGAUACCAAGCUUUGCGCCUCUCUUCUUCUGGAAUCUCUCCAGUGUCAAAGCUAAGCCUUAGCCAUUAUAUAAGCAACUUGAUCUUGUGUCCCACAGUGCUGCACUUCCACAACUCUAUCAGUUGCAAAAUCCAUCAUAAAAUGAAAUCUCACAUCUAUGUGUUUGAUUCUUCAAUUAAUUGUUUGAACUCUUCAAUUGUUUGAGGACUGGUGAUGAUAUACAUGACGUCAUUCACAAUAGACUCACAAUUAACAUGCCCUUCUCAGUUCUUUUUAUGAACAAAGUAGCUUCAUUCUGACAUCUUUCAAACCCAUUAUUGAAAAAAUAGACUUCAAUUCGAAUG
Molecule: messenger RNA, 3471 nt
Organism: Linum trigynum
Lineage: Eukaryota; Viridiplantae; Streptophyta; Magnoliopsida; Malpighiales; Linaceae
Source: the annotation of a GenBank genome assembly